Molecule: messenger RNA, 1350 nt
Organism: Durusdinium trenchii
Lineage: Eukaryota; Dinophyceae; Suessiales; Symbiodiniaceae
Source: the annotation of a GenBank genome assembly
AUGCACUACUCCGCCAAGCAUGCCCUAUUGGCGGCCCAAUAUCCGGAUGCGACGGAUCACCUCCAGGCCCCUGGGAGCGCAGAGGUGUCAGCUGCCCUGAAGCUUGUGGAAGGAGAAGCGGAAGCAAAGACUUGGCCUCAGAUUCGCCUCAAGGCCAUGGAAAAGAUCCUACGGGACAAGUUCCAGAGAUGUAAGGAGUACCGGAAGAAGCUAAAAGACACAGGGGAUCGAGAUUUGGUGUGGGAGAAUGAAGAGGACACCUUCUGGGGAGCGACCAAGGGCCGUGGACAGAAUCAUCUUGGCCGAAUCCUUAUGGAUGUGCGGAAGAGCAUCCAUGACGAGACGGACUUUCAUUCGUGGCUUUUCCUUUGCUGCGAGUUGGAAAGCGAUUCGGUCCGGUGGCCUCCAGUUGAGCUGGUGGAGAGCAAGGAGUACUACAAGCUUGGAAAGUUGCCUUCCAACUCUGUGGCCGCGCUUCAUCCCUCCAUCUCCCGUGAGCAUGCGCUGAUCCUCCACAGCAAGCUGGAGGUGGCAAGGCCGACCGGAGGCGUGGCCAUCAUGGACCUGGGAUCCAAGUUCGGCACCCACGUCGAUGGCAGGAGACUUACCAAUGGUUUUGUCCUCGAGCCUUUGAAGUCUAGCUGCAAGCUAAAACUGGGCGCCUCCACCCGAAGCUACGAGGCGGUGCGUGUGAACUUGCGCUCCCAGAUCGAAGAGCUGGAACGGCAGCAGAGAGAACUCAUGCGGGAGGUGCAGAGCAUCGACCAGGACGCGGCAGACCCGGUGCAGGCCGCCAAGCGCUUGGCCAAGGAGGAAGCCACCUGCUUUGUUGGAGGCUUGGAAUAUGACACCGAGAAGGCUGAUUUGCUGGGUCUCUUCCAGGACUGCGGUCAUGUUGAGGAGGUGCGCUUCCCCGGACAACAAGAGGUUGGUGGCAAGGCAGUGAAGGGCAUCGCCUUUGUCGUGUUCGACUCUGCGAUGGCUGCGCGGCGUGCGUGCGGCUUGUCGGGCGAAAUGUUCAAGGGUCGGAAGCUCAAGGUGGCGCCGGCCACUGACCGUCCCAAGGGAGGAGGAAAAGGCGAUGGAAAGGGCAAAGAAGCGAAGGGCGAGGAGGGUGGCCGCGGCCACGAUACUGGCAGCCGCCAAUUCCUGCGAGAUAUGCUGGAUGGACUCUUGGCUCCUUUUGCUGAGUUUUGAAGCUCGAUGCAGCCACUUGGACAGCUUUCUCCUUUUGAGUCUUCCUUGGACUGGGGGUCUUGCAGACUUUUACCAAAUCUCGAAGAUGGAUUCGCUCCUUCCACAACUCCACACAGCACAGAACCUCCGAGGCAAAUGGGAGCGUGGCGUCGC